Molecule: messenger RNA, 3502 nt
Organism: Gadus chalcogrammus (walleye pollock)
Lineage: Eukaryota; Metazoa; Chordata; Actinopteri; Gadiformes; Gadidae
Product: grainyhead-like protein 2 homolog
Exons: 17
Coding region: 1016-3391 (791 amino acids)
Biological process (GO): brain development; regulation of transcription by RNA polymerase II; neural tube development
Cellular component (GO): nucleus
Molecular function (GO): DNA-binding transcription activator activity, RNA polymerase II-specific; RNA polymerase II cis-regulatory region sequence-specific DNA binding
Source: RefSeq, a predicted model, not a curated record
AUAACAUACGGCAGGGGAAUUUUUCCAUACCAUUUUUUUGCCUUGAAAUAUUCCAAUGAACAUUACAUUAGUUUCAUGUUGCCAUGAUAUAUUGAGCUAUUCCCACUCGGCCCCAAUUGGGGCUAUAUGCCUUCAAUGCACGUCACAUAUCAGGGAUUUCAAACAUUAUCAUGAAAAGAGCAGGACACUUUAUGCUUCAAAUUUUAAUUUAGAACUGAAUCCAUUGAAUGUAACUUUAUAUUGGAAUCUACUCAUCGAUGUAAUUCAAAGACGGACCUGCCCCAAAUGUGUCAACGAAUGUCUAUCCAAUCAAUAGCGAGAUAUUCGUUUCCUUGUUUACAUUCUCCCUAGGCGCACGAAAUGUUCCUCGAUUUUACGCCAAACCUGUAGGCUGAGCUAGGAUCCGGAUUGUGGCGUUUUCCCGGUCUACCGCAGCGCAAUAUCAGAUAAUGUACUUCCUAUUAUCUGUGUAACCAAGUACCCCGGAGCUAGAAGGAACGUAAUCACAUAAAGAAGACGAAGUAAAAACAAAACGACAAAGAGAAUAAAGAUUGAGUUUUGACGAAUAAUUUGACAAAGAAUCAUUAACCGAACAUAUAACGGAAACGGAUCUCUAUCAAAGUCCCACCCUCUCUCUCUCUCUCUCUCUCUCGCUCUCUCUCGCUCUCUCGCUCUCUCUAAAACCCAUGUAUCCCAAAGUCCCGCCCCCUCUCUUGCCAAUAACGCCGAUUUAGAGCAUCCCGUUCGUGGCGUUGCUUCGUGACGUUAACGCCUGGGAACGAGGUUACUAAACCUGGGAUCGGCGGCAGUCGUCAUAUUCGUGGCUGGUAACUUAAGGUCAUUGUAUAUGGUGGGGGUUACUUAAAAUAGUUUAAUCAAUUGUUGGAGAUUGGAUAACGCGUUGCGCAAAGCACUGGAUAUUCUCUGUCAUCUCCGUCAGGCUCACUCAUAAAUUCACCUGCGCAAACUAGAAAGGCAAGUUUCUCAAACGAAGCUUGAGAGAUCCGAGGACAACAUGGAUAUGGAUAGCACAACCACCGCCAACAACACCACCCCUUCUGGGUCGGCGGAACACCUGGGCUCCAAGUGCGGCUCCAUGGGGUCGGCCUCAGCAGAAGUCCGGGGCGGUGUGUGCAGCAGUGGGGGCUGGGAUGGAGGCGUGGGCAUGGCUCCUCUAGCGCUGGUCAAAAGCGAGAGUCAGAUGUCAAACACAGAGCUCCUGAAGUCCUGCUGCGGAGGCUCGUACAAAGCGGACCCCAGUGAGCUGAUCAGGAUGGAUUACAACCAACAGAGCAGGUGUGAUCUGAGCUACCUGGCCAACCUUAAGGAGGACGAGAGGAGCCCCCCGGACAGCACGUACGACGACUCUUGUUGUGACGACAAAGAGAGUUACGAGUCCAGUCCUUUUCAAGCAGUGGCAGAAAUCUGCUACAGCCAACCAAUUAAAAUGCUGCUGGUGGUGGUGCCAAAUGAGGCCUCCAUUCCUCAGCGAAAAGCCUACAACAAUGAGGAUGAAGCGUGGAAGAGCUACCUGGAGAACCCCCUCACAGCGGCCACCAAGGCCAUGAUGAGCAUCAACGGGGACGAGGACAGCGCUGCGGCCCUCAGUCUGCUCUAUGACUACUACAAGGUUCCCAGGGAGAGGAGAAACAUCGCCAGUGCUGUCAAACCCACCGAUCUGUCCGCCACAGCGACGAGGGACAGUUCCUCCAACCUGGAGCUGCUGGAGAACCAUCUCCAGGUUCUACGUUCCAUGCCCGUCAAUCUUUCAAUGAACUGUAGCACAACCACCGCCAACAACACCACCCCUUCUGGGUCGGCGGAACACCUGGGCUCCAAGUGCGGCUCCAUGGGGUCGGCCUCAGCAGAAGUCCGGGGCGGUGUGUGCAGCAGUGGGGGCUGGGAUGGAGGCGUGGGCAUGGCUCCUCUAGCGCUGGUCAAAAGCGAGAGUCAGAUGUCAAACACAGAGCUCCUGAAGUCCUGCUGCGGAGGCUCGUACAAAGCGGACCCCAGUGAGCUGAUCAGGAUGGAUUACAACCAACAGAGCAGGUGUGAUCUGAGCUACCUGGCCCACCUUAAGGAGGACGAGAGGAGCCCCCCGGACAGCACGUACGACGACUCUUGUUGUGACGACAAAGAGAGUUACGAGUCCAGUCCUUUUCAAGCAGUGGCAGAAAUCUGCUACAGCCAACCAAUGGACUCCUUCCAGUACACCCUGGAGGCCGGCAUGUCUCUACGCCAACGCCAGGGCGAGGGCCCCAUGGUUUACCUGAACCGCGGCCAGUUCUACGCCAUCACACUGCGCCAGUCGGGCCUCAGCUCCUGCCUCCGCCAGCCCGGGGCCAAGGCCCGGCCCAAUGGACCCCAGCCGGCCCGCGGGCGGCAAGGCACCGCGGGGGGCGCAGAGCUACCGCAGCAGACUAUUGUUCAGAGUGUCGUCAUGGUGGUUUUCGGGGAGGACAAGUGCAGAGACGAGCAGCUGAAUAACUGGAAGUAUUGGCACUCUCGCCAGCACACGGCCAAACAGAGGGUCCUGGACAUCGCCGACUACAAAGAGAGCUUCAACACCAUCGGGAAUGUAGAGGAAAUCGCCUACAAUGCAGUUUCCUUUACAUGGGACCUCACCGAAGAAGCAAAGGUCUUUAUCUCGGUGAACAGCCUGAGCACAGACUUCUCCCCCCAGAAGGGGGUGAAGGGGACCCCUCUGAGGAUCCAGAUCGACACCUACAGCUACCAGUGCUCCAGCAGCCGGCCCAUCCACCGCGCCUCCGCCCACAUCAAGGUGUUCUGCGACAAGGGGGCGGAGAGGAAGAUCCGUGAUGAGGAGAAGAAACAGCUCAGAAAGAAGAUAAAAGGCAAAAAUGGCAACCCAUGUGCGGCUCUCCCAAUGAGGAAGGCUGACAGCACGCUGUUUAAAGUGUUGAAAGACUUGGACUCCCAGCCCGUCCUGUUCAUCCCUGACGUCCACUUUGGUAACCUGCAGAGAGCCGGACAGGUCUUUGCCUUCAAAUCCGAGGAGAUGGGCAAAGAAGGCAGCGUUUCACUGAAGAGGCCCCAUUGUCCCGCCGAAGAAGACUUCCACCCGCCAGCCGCUAAGACGGCCAAGGUGGAACCUGAAAGAAAAGUCCUGCUGUAUGUGAGGAAGGAGUGUGACGAGGUAUUCGAUGCCCUGAUGCUGCGCUCCCCAACGCUGCAGGCCUUGAUGGAAGCUAUAUCUGAGAAAUAUGCACUGCCUUUGGACAAGAUGGCCAAAGUUUACAAAAAGAGCAAAAAAGGGAUCUUGGUCAACAUGGACAACAACAUCAUCCAGAAUUACUCCAAUGAGGACACCUUCAUCCUGGCCAUCGAAAGCUCAGCUAACUCCUUGCAAGUCACUCUGUCAGAGAUCUAACAGGGCAGAGGAAUUGGACUGCAACCCCCCACUCCCCCCCCCCCCCCUAAAAACACACCACACGACCAAGCAUCUAGUGGCGAUUCUCACAUUCCAUUUGGAGAAAUCCAU